AUGCGUCGAAGCUCUACAAUUCGAGUCGCGUUUUACGUUGUUACUGCCCUGCUGUUGGUGUUUGUGACUUUCCGAGCUUUUGGGAAAGACAAACCAAUCUCGAGCAAAGGUACCGGUAAAUCAGUCUUGGCCCCCGAGCAGCACGCCAAUGCCAAGAACGGCGAGGUCGUUCAGAUUCAGCUAGAGGACAUCAUUGAGGUCCCUGAAAAUGGAGUAGCCUCCCCUGAGAUACUCUAUAAAAACAUCUUGAAUGAGCGUCCGUUUUCCCCCGUGGUUAUUUUCUCCAAGUCCUACUGCGGCUUCUCUAAGGCUGCCAAGAAGCUCUUGUUGGAGGAUUACCAGCUUAGCCCCCCUCCUCGCGUAGUUGAGCUUGAUCUCCACCCACAGGGAAGUGAGCUGCAAGCUUAUAUCUCCGAAGUCACUGGUAGGAGAACCGUGCCUAAUGUAAUUGUGAUGAAGCAGAGCUACGGCGGUGCAAGCGAAAUGAGUGCGCUACAUAACGACGGUGUUCUGGCUGCAAAACUCGCUGAAUGGGGUGGUGGUCACCUCCAGGUAUCUACCAAGUAG
Molecule: messenger RNA, 567 nt
Organism: Wickerhamiella sorbophila
Lineage: Eukaryota; Fungi; Ascomycota; Dipodascomycetes; Dipodascales; Trichomonascaceae
Product: Monothiol glutaredoxin-6
Exons: 1
Coding region: 1-567 (188 amino acids)
Biological process (GO): cellular response to oxidative stress
Cellular component (GO): cis-Golgi network; Golgi lumen; cytoplasm
Molecular function (GO): glutathione disulfide oxidoreductase activity
Source: RefSeq, a predicted model, not a curated record